This is a messenger RNA of Daktulosphaira vitifoliae (grape phylloxera), 12344 nucleotides long. RefSeq names its product neural-cadherin (gene CadN). Gene Ontology annotation, molecular function: calcium ion binding; cadherin binding. Gene Ontology annotation, cellular component: plasma membrane; catenin complex. Bases 581 to 9697 code for a protein of 3038 amino acids. The transcript has 37 exons. NCBI's taxonomy places the organism in Eukaryota, Metazoa, Arthropoda, Insecta, Hemiptera, Phylloxeridae. The record is from RefSeq and is a predicted model, not a curated record. Gene Ontology annotation, biological process: homophilic cell-cell adhesion.
AUUACCGGUGUUGUCGGAGGCGGGGGAAAGAGGACGCUAUCGACGUUUUGCCGCCGUCGUUGUAGCCUGCCGCCUGCCAGUUUUGCGUGCCGUCUAUCUGUGCGCGUACACAUGAUCCAUCCGUUGUGUGGGUGUGGGCGCGUAGAAUUUUUUUUAGAAAUAUUUACAAAAAAAUUAUAUCUUAUUCGGUAGUUGAUUUUUUAAAAUUUAUUUUCUUCCAAAUAUUGACUACAAGAGUGUCGAAAUAUCAUUUACAGGUUGUGUGUUGUGUCGGGAUGUCGAUUUGUAAUAAUAUAUACACUAUUAUUAUCGAUUCGGCGGGACCGGGAAACCUCUGAGCCUUUCUUGGAGUUACGUACAGUGCAUUCCGGGUGCGGUGAUCUUAGUAAUAAUAAAAUAAAGUUUAGUGCUUUGUUAAUUGUUGAGUGAUGUACUGCAGUGACUAGACGAUUCAUUCUUAAGGAUUGUAAUUUACGGGUCGUUCCGUUAUAUACUAUGUGAAGAAGAUGAUGCUGACAAAUAAAUUUUCUGUGGUUUGGUUGGUUGCUUAGAUUUUAAAGGAGCAGACAUAAAGAAAAUAAUGGCAACGUGGAGUAUCGCCAUUCUGGCGACAGCUUUAGUAUUGGCUUGCCAAAUGUCACGAGCUGAUUGCGAAAGUGGCACGUUAUCACCUCAUAUGCAUCAUAAUAUUGCGAUACUUCCUAGUGAUAUCUAUCCUGGGUUUGGUAUCAAACAAUUUUCUAGUGAUAAUAAGUACGCGUACUUUCGAUUAUUGGAAACUGGAUUUUCUCAAUUUUUCUCUGUGCUCAAGGACGGUCUGCUUAUGACUACUACAGAUUUGGGAUUGCUAGUUAAGAAACCUGUUGAUUUGGUUAUAUUGGAAGAAUCGCCAAAUGCUACUAUCAAUCAUAACAUGCGAGUUUUUGUAUUAGAGAAACGAGAAAUGCUUCGGUUUUCAGAUGAUGCUUAUCCAGAUGGAAAGGUCAUGGAGAACAAACCUGCUGGAACUCGUGUUAAGGGAAUACCAGUUCUGCACGCAUUCGGUGAAGGGGUAGCAGGUCUUCCGAUACGGUACGCCAUAGUAGAUGGAAACGACGAUGGCGCUUUUACAUUGAAGACGGCCGAAAAUAUUGCUGGAAAUAUUACUAACAAGUCUUACUAUAAAGGUGUCCACCUAGUGACUAAAAAGCCGCUUGAUCGUGAACAGAAAUCAUUUUAUGAUUUAAUAGUGCAGGCGGCCGACGGUAGUGGUAUCGAUAAGGCAUAUACUAAAAUACAUGUUGAAGUUCUGGAUGAGAAUGAUAACUCUCCUGUUUUUGCUCAAACCCUUUAUCGAUUUACUAUUGAUGCGUUUAGUUUAGGCUUUGAUAAUGGAUCAAUGGCAGGUAUUGGACCAGGAAGGUAUACAAAUGUCGGACGAAUUUUUGCUACAGACGCUGAUGGCGAUCAUAUUGCAUAUAAGUUGAUGUCACCAAGCGCAGCUGUUGUGGUGGUGCCGCAGACGGGCGAGUUGCUUGUAUCUGAAGACGUGCUCAGGGCUCGCGAAUACUUCGAGUGUCAAUUUUUAGUAUCAGCUCACGACUUAAGAUCACCUUCAAGAAGUUCUUUCGAGCCUACUCGCGUCUGGAUUCAAUACGAUUAUGUUGUACUUGAUGAUGAUCUGUUAGUGCAAGAUUUGACCUCUUAUGAUGAUCCUGCUGGUACCGAACAUCGUAUCUACAAACGACGUGUAACUAGAGCUGUAAGACCCACAAAAAGAAUUGAAUUCACUGAAACCGACGGGGAACAAGAAGGUCAUAGUGUAUUUCCGUUAGAAAAAGAGACUGAAAAAGAAACGUUCAAAAUCCGAGACGAAAAUCCUUGGGUCACGGUUGAACCGUACGGCGCUGUACGUGUCAAGAAGAAGUGGGACUAUGAAGAACUAGGACCUGAAAAGACAAUUGACUUUUGGGUUACAAUAACUAACGCUGAUGUUGGAGACACCGAUAAUCAAAGGGUCAUCAUCCAUGUAAAAGAUGUUAAUGAUGAACCGCCGUAUUUUAUAAAUCGUCCUCUACCAAUGCAAGCUGUGGUUCAGCUAAAUGCACCACCAAACACGCCUAUAUUUACGCUUCAAGCCAGAGAUCCAGAUACUGAUCACAGCAUUCAUUAUUUUAUUGUACGCGAUAGAACUGGUGGAAGGUUUGAAGUAGACGAACGAUCUGGUGUAGUUAGGACCAGAGGAACAGAUCCAUUCCAGUUGGAUAUGGAGUAUGUAUUGUAUGUUAAAGCUGAGGACCAAAAUGGUCGAAUGGAUGAACGGCGUUUUCAAUCUACUCCCGAAGAACGAUUGUCAAUUGUUGGUGGUAAACGGGCUCCACAAUUUUACAUGCAAUCUUACGAAGCAGAAAUUCCAGAAAACCAAAAAAAAGAUUCUGAUAUUAUAUCAGUGAAAGCUAAAUCAUUUGCGGAUCGAGAAAUAAGGUACACACUCAAAGCUCAAGGACAAGGCGCUGGUACAUUUAAUAUUGGACCAACUUCGGGAAUCGUUAAACUAGCCAAAGAAUUGGACUUUGAAGAUCUUAGACAACCACAUGUUUAUUCUUUGAUUGUCACUGCCACUGAAGACUCUGGAGGUUUUUCUACUUCAGUAGAGCUUACUAUUCGGGUGACUGAUGUUAAUGAUAAUGCACCAAAGUUUGAAUUGCCUGAUUAUCAAGCGCACAAUGUGGAUGAGGAUAUUCCUCUAGGUACAUCUAUACUCAAAGUAAAGGCAAUGGACGCAGAUUCAGGAGAAAAUGCUGAAAUAGAAUAUCACGUUAGUGAUGACCACUUUGCUGUUGACUCUUCCGGGAUUGUUAAUAAUAACAAACAACUGGAUGCCGAUAACAACAAUGCUUACUACGAAUUUGUGCUGACUGCCAAAGACAAAGGUGAACCAUCAAAAACAGGUACGGCAACCAUCAGAAUUUACACGAAAAACAAAAAUGACGAAGAGCCAAAAUUUUCACAACAAGUGUACACACCUAAUGUUGACGAGAACGCAGGACCAAAUACAUUAGUCACUACAGUAGUGGCAUCUGACAAAGAUGGAGAUAAUGUGAGAUUCGGAUUCGUUGGAAGUGGCACAUCUUCUGGUCAGUUUGUAAUUGAGGAAAUUACUGGUGUCAUACGACUCCAUUCCAAGUCUAUAUCAUUAGAACGAGACAAGUACGAAUUGAAUGUCACAGCUGUUGAUGAUGGUGCUUGUUGUGUUAAUGGAGCCGCCACUAUUCACACGAGUACUGCAGUUGUGGUGGUUUUUAUUACUGACGUCAACGAUAACAAGCCUGUAUUUCGAGAAUGUGCUAAAUAUAAUCCUAAAGUAGAAGAAGGUGCUCCUAACGGAAGUCCUGUGCUUAAGGUGCACGCUACGGACGAAGAUAAAGGAGUAAAUGGACAAGUGAAAUAUUCUAUUGUACAGCAGCCAAAUCAAAAAGGAACUAAAUUUACUGUUGACGAAGAAACCGGAGAAGUAUCCACUAAUAAGGUAUUUGAUAGAGAAGGUGACGAUGGUAAGUUUGUUUCAGUCACCAUUAAAGCAACUGAUCAAGGCGAUCCGUCACUAGAAGGUGUCUGUUCAUUUACUGUCGAAAUAACUGAUGUUAACGAUAAUCCUCCGCUGUUUGACCGACAAAAAUAUGUAGAGAAUGUAAAGCAAGAUGCUAGUAUUGGUACCAAUAUCCUAAGAGUUUCAGCAUCUGAUGAGGAUGCGGACAAUAAUGGAGCAAUUGUUUAUACACUAAGUGCACCAUAUCCUGGUGAUGAUUUGGACUAUUUUGAAAUUCAACCAGAAUCUGGCUGGAUUGUAUUGAAAAAACCACUUGAUCAAGAAAGGUAUCGUCUACGUGUAAGAGCUUCGGAUUGUGGUCAGCCACCGUCGUUUGCUGAGGUCGAUAUCGAGUUGGAUGUAGUCGAUCGGAACAAUAAGCCUCCUCUUUGGGAACACAGCGUGUACGGUCCUACACACAUCAAAGAAAAUGUCACAAUUGGUACCAUUGUGAUUUCGGUGAAAGCUAGUUCGGGUAUAGAAGGAAAUCCAACUGUAUUUUAUCGUUUAAUGCCAGGAUCAACAGCUCAAACUAAUAAGUUUCACACUUUUUAUCUACAACAAAGACCUGACAACGGAUUUACCUGGGCUGACAUCAAAGUGAAUCAUCCUUUAGAUUUUGAGACAAACAAAGAAUAUAAUUUAACUAUUCGUGUUGAGAAUAACGGAGCUCAACAACUUGCGUCAGAAGCGACAGUAUUUAUAAUGUUAGAAGAUGUCAAUGAUGAGAUACCAUUGUUUACUGAAAGAGAACAGGAAACCGUACUCGAGGGCGAACCUAUUGGCACUAAAGUAACUCAGGUCAACGCUAUUGAUAAAGACGGUACAUUUCCCAAUAAUCGGGUGUACUAUUAUGUGGUUGAUUCACCACGUAAUGAAGGAAAAGAUUAUUUUGAAAUUAAUACAGAAACUGGAGAAGUGUUCACUAAAGUAGUAUUCGAUAGAGAAAAACAAGGAGCUUAUGCCUUAGAAGUAGAAGCUAGAGAUGGAGCUCCAUCAGCUCGACCUGGAAAUGAUAACGCUCCCAAUUCGGUAUCAAAGUUUAUUCGUAUUGGUAUCGCUGAUAAAAACGACAAUCCACCUUACUUUGAUAAAGCUUUGUAUGAGGCUGAAGUAGACGAAAAUGAAGAUAUUCAACACACAGUAUUAACUGUGACAGCCAAAGAUCAUGAUGAAUCGUCCCGUAUUCGUUACGAAAUUACUGGGGGUAACUUAGGAGGUGCUUUUGCUGUUAAAAAUAUGACUGGUGCAAUUUAUGUAGCUGGGCCUCUUGACUAUGAAACUAGAAAAAGAUACGAACUACACUUGUCGGCUUCGGAUAACCUCAAAGAAAAUCAUACCAUAGUGGUGAUACACGUGAAAGAUGUCAAUGAUAAUCCACCGGUGUUCGAACGGCCAACUUACAGGACACAGAUCACGGAAGAAGACGACCGCAAUUUACCUAAACGCGUAUUACAGGUUACAGCUACUGAUGGUGAUAAGGAUCGUCCACAAAACAUUGUAUAUUUUCUCACCGGUCAGGGAAUAGAUCCCGAUAAUCCAGCCAAUAGUAAAUUUGAUAUAAACCGCACAUCCGGUGAAAUAUUUGUGCUCAAACCCUUAGAUAGAGACCAACCAAAUGGUAGACCUCAAUGGAGAUUUACUGUUUUUGCUCAAGAUGAAGGCGGCGAAGGCUUAGUAGGAUAUGCGGACGUGCAAGUGAAUUUAAAGGAUAUCAACGAUAACGCUCCAUUGUUCCCACAGGGUGUUUACUGGGGCAAUGUGACUGAGAAUGGAACGGCUGGAAUGGUGGUAAUGACUAUGACGGCUGUGGAUUACGACGAUCCAGCUGAAGGUACUAAUGCCAAACUAAUAUACUCGAUAGAGAAAAAUGUUAUUGAAGAAGAAACUGGCACACCAAUAUUUGAAAUUGAAUCCGAUACGGGUGUGAUCAAGACAGCUGUGUGUUGUUUGGACAGAGAGCGAACACCGGAUUAUUCUAUUCAAGUUGUAGCUAUGGAUGGCGGAGGGCUAAAAGGUACAGGUACAGCAUCAAUACGAGUGAAGGAUAUCAACGAUAUGCCACCACAAUUCACCAAAGAAGAAUGGUUGACAGAAGUUGAUGAAACUGACGGUGCAAAUCUACCAGAAACUCCUAUUUUGACUGUAACGGUCCACGACGAAGACGAGACAAAUAAGUUCCAAUAUAAGGUAAUUGAAAAUAGCGGUUAUGGUGCUGAUAAAUUCACUAUGGUUCGCAACAACGAUGGUACAGGCUCACUGAAAAUCGUCCAGCCGUUGGACUACGAAGAUCUGUUACAAAGUAACGGAUUCCGUUUUCGUAUACAAGUUAAUGAUAAGGGAGAAGACAAUGACAACGACAAAUAUCAUGUAGCUUACUCUUGGGUGGUAGUCAAAUUACGUGAUAUAAACGACAACAAACCACAAUUUGAGAGACCUAACAUUGAAGUAUCUGUCUAUGAAAACGCAGAAAUCGGAAAGAGUUUGGAAACAUUUAAGGCUACUGAUCCAGAUCAAGGAGGUAAAAGCAAAGUGUCAUACGCUAUUGACCGAGCGUCGGAUCGUCGUCGACAAUUCCGUAUUAGUCAAGAAGGAACUGUGUCAAUACAACGACAGUUAGACAGAGAAGAAACACCCAGACAUCAGGUUAAAAUUUUGGCUAUUGAUGACGGUAUUCCGCCCAAAACAGCUACAGCUACUCUAACAGUUAUUGUUCAGGAUAUCAACGAUAAUGCGCCAAAAUUACUAAGAGAUUAUAGACCGGUAUUACCAGAACACGUUCCUGCACGCAAAGUAGUAGAAGUUUUAGCCACCGAUGAUGACGACCGUUCUAAAAGCAAUGGACCACCUUUUACGUUCCGAAUGGAUCCCAAUGCAGAUGAUGUUAUUCGAGCUUCUUUCAAAGUAGAGCAUGAUCAAAAGGGUGCAAAUGGUGACGGAAUGGCUGUAGUGUCAUCUCUUAGAUCAUUUGAUCGAGAACAACAAAAAGAAUAUCUUAUACCAAUUGUAAUCAAAGACUCUGGUAAUCCAGCUAUGACAGGCACGAGUACAUUAACAGUAGUAAUUAGAGAUGUAAAUGAUAACAAGAUGCAACCGGGUUCAAAAGAAAUAUUUGUUUACAAUUAUAUGGGUCAAGCACCCGAUACAGAGAUUGGUCGUGUAUAUGUAUAUGAUCUGGAUGACUGGGAUUUGCCAGACAAAAAAUUCUAUUCAGAUGGUACAGAACAUCCUAGGUUUAAACUAAAUGAUACUACCGGAAUGAUAACAAUGCGACAUGGUACCCGAGAAGGGCAGUACCACUUACGUUUUAAAGUGUAUGAUCGGAAGCAUACACAAACUGAUAUUUCUGCAAAUGUAACUGUAACUGUGAAAGAAAUUUCUCAUGAGGCAGUUAUAAAUGCUGGAUCCAUUCGUAUUGCUGGUAUUACCGACGAAGACUUUAUUAGAAUAUGGAACUAUAGAACUCAAAGUUUGGUCCGAAGCAAAUUGGAUAGAUUUAAAGAUAAGUUAGUUGAUAUUUUAAGUACACCUAGAGAAAAUAUUGAUGUUUUCAGUGUUCAAUUGAAAAGAAAAUACCCACCGUUAACUGAUAUAAGGUUUUCCGCACAUGGAUCACCUUACUAUAAAACAGUAAAACUGAAUGGGCUCAUAUUAAUGCACCGCGAAGAAAUUGAAAAAGAUGUUGGUAUCAAUAUCACUAUGGUUGGUAUUGACGAGUGUUUAUAUGAGUAUGCUACUUGUGAGGCUAGUUGCACCAAUGUAGUAGAAAUCAAUGCACUCCCAUACAUGGUGAAUGCUAACAAAACAGCUUUAGUUGGUGUUCGAAUCGAUUCAAAUGCUGAAUGUACAUGUGGUGCACGAAAUUUCACCAGUAUGGACACAUGUAGAAAUAGCCCAUGUUUAAAUGGCGGUAGAUGUACAGACACUAAAAAUGGUCCGAUAUGUGAAUGUCCUUCUGACUUUAAUGGACCAAGAUGCCAGCAAACAUCACGAAGUUUUAGAGGAAAUGGAUGGGCAUGGUAUCCACCGUUAGAAAUGUGUGAAGAUUCACAUUUGAGUUUAGAAUUUGUUACAAAGAAAGCUGAUGGUUUACUUUUGUAUAAUGGACCGAUUGUACCACCUGAGCCUGAAGAAACUUUAGUAUCUGAUUUCAUUUCAUUGGAACUAGAUAGAGGUAGACCACGUUUGCUCAUAGAUUUUGGCUCAGGUACUUUAGAGCUUAAUGUAAAAACUAAAAAAGGUUUACAAGAUGGUGAAUGGCACAAAAUUGAUAUAUUUUGGGACACUGAGAAUGUACGCCUAGUUGUUGACAACUGUCGAUCAGCUGAUGUACGUGAACUGGAAGAUGGUUCUCACCCUGAAUUUGAUGACUCAUCUUGUCAAGCUCAAGGCACUAUACCACCAUUUAAUGAAUUUUUGAACAUCAAUACACCACUUCAGUUAGGUGGAAGGUAUAUGUUAGACUUUGACCCAACUCGCUAUCAUUGGCAAGCGGCUCCUUAUGGUAAAGGAUUUGAUGGCUGCAUUAGAAAUGUGUAUCACAAUAGUAAACUUUAUGAUUUGGCGGAACCGGGUUUGACACGAAAUAGCUAUGCAAAAUGCCCUCAAACAGAAGAUCUUUGUUUGCAAACAACCAGUACACGUGGAUGUUUGAAACAUGGAACUUGUGUUGGAAGUAUGGAUGAAGCAAGAUGUGAAUGUCUACCUGGUUGGUCUGGUGCUGAUUGCAUGACUGCUACUACACCUACUACUUUUCGACCACAGAGUUAUGUCAAGUAUGCUUUGUCGUUUGAUGCUGACAAAUUUAUGACCAAAAUUCAGUUACGGUUUAGAACAAGAGAAGAACAUGGAGAGUUGUUUAGAGUCAGUGACCAACACAAUAGAGAAUAUGCUAUCCUUGAGAUAAAAGACAGCAAACUAUACUUUCGAUAUAACUUAAACAGUUUAAGAACAGAAGAAAAGGAUGUAUGGCUAAGUGCUGUGACUGUAGAUGAUGGUAAAUGGCACUUGGCUAGAGUGUCUAGAUAUGGUUCAUCAGCAAUACUUGAACUCGAUGGCGGUGAAGGAAAACACUACAAUGAGACUUACAGAUUUGAAGGUCAUCAAUGGCUUAUGGUUGAUAAACAAGAAGGAGUAUAUGCAGGAGGCAAAGCAGAAUAUACAGGUGUUAGAACAUUUGAAGUGUACGGGGACUUCCAAAAAGGCUGUUUGGAUGACAUUCGAUUGGAAGGUAGAUAUCUGCCAUUACCACCAGCUACUAAUGGCACUCAAUGGGGGCAAGCUACAAUGGCUCGAAAUGUAGAAAGAAACUGCCCAUCAAAUAAACCUUGUGCCAAUGUUAUUUGUCAAGAGCCAUUUGAGUGUGUUGACCUUUGGAAUUACUAUGAUUGCACUUGUGGAGAAGGACGCAUAAUGACUGCUGACCGUAAAGGUUGCGUUGAUAAAAAUGAAUGUCUUGAUAGUCCAUGCAGAAAUGGUGGUGUUUGUUUAAAUCAAGAUCCUAGAAUGCGAUAUCGCUGCAUAUGUCCAGAUGGAUUUUGGGGAGAAAAUUGUGAGUUAGCUCAAGAAGGUCAAAAACUAAAAAUUGGAACAGGUGCUUUAGCUGCAAUUCUUGUUUGUCUUUUAAUAAUUCUCAUAUUGGUGUUGAUGUUUGUUGUAUACAAUCGUCGACGAGAAUCACAGAUCAAAUAUCCAGGACCUGACGAUGAUGUGAGAGAAAAUAUUAUUAAUUAUGAUGAUGAAGGUGGUGGUGAAGAUGACAUGACAGCUUUUGAUAUUACACCUUUACAAAUACCCAUAGGCGGAUCCAUUAAUAAUAUGCAUCCUCAAAAAUACAAAUAUCCCACAAUGCCAACAGGUGUUGAACCCAAUGUUGGAAUAUUUAUUGAAGACCACAAAAAACGAGCUGAUGGAGACCCCAAUGCUCCACCUUUUGAUGAUCUACGAAAUUAUGCUUAUGAAGGAGGCGGUAGUACUGCAGGAUCCUUGUCUUCAUUGAACACAGGUACUGAAGAAGACCAUCAAGACUAUGAGUACUUGAUGGCAUGGGGAUCUCAUUUUGAUAAGUUAGCUGAUAUGUACAGUAGAGAUGGAACUGGUGACCUUGAACUAGAUGAUGCACAAUUGUAAUUUGUUUAAAUUCAUUUUUUGUGUAUUAGUCAGCUGUACAAUUUUUGACAUCCACUGAACUGAAAAUCUAGUCAUAAUUGUAUAACUAUUUUAUAAAUGAACUUACCCAAUUUUUUUUUAUUAAAUUGUAUUAAAACGAUCUCAAAUUCUCAUUUGGCUGCCAUUUACGUUAUUGUAUCAUUAUAUUAAUGCUUUAACCAUAUCUCACCUUAUUAGAAUAAUUAAUUUCAAUUAAAUUUAUUAGUUUACUAAUUAGAUUGCCGCCAUCCAAAUUAUUAUUUAUUUAACUCAUUAACUAAAAAUGUAUAUUUUUGCAUUCUUUAUUUUUACAUUAUUUACUUAUUUAAAGGCUUAAAUAUACAAUGUUAAUGUCAAAUUAAUGAAAUUACUAUUUUUUAUAAAUAGUAUAAAUGCAGGGGUGAAUGCUACUUUUUAAUAAAUGCUCAAAUUUGGCUUAGAAUACACAAUUCACAAUAUACAGUUCACAAUUCAUUUACAUUUAUAAAUAUAAAUUUGCUUUUUAUAAGGUAAUUUAAACUAUAGAAAUAAGUAAAAUAAAAUUGUUACAAUAAAAUUAUUAAUCUACGCUGAACAAAAAAUAUUUUUUAAAAGUUUGUUUUAAAUGCGUAUUAAUAAUAAUAAAUUUCUUAAAUAACAUAAGUUAUGAAUAGCAGUUAAUCAUCUAUUUGUGUGAAAAUGUAAUUAAAUUUAAUCUCUCAGCACAUAUCUACUGGUGAUAAUUUCAUCAACGUUGAUUUGAAAACUUAAAAUAUAAUUAAUCAAUCAUAGUAUUAUGAUAUUCAAUAUUAGUUUUCUAUCAAUAUAUUGUAAUAUUUUUGUUAUGUAUUAGCAUUUUUUAUAGAAAAUGAAAAUUUGACAUUAGAAUUACCUCACUUACAGUAAGAGUUGUACUCUUCCCUUCAUCCCAUUCUUCAGUAUAUGUUCAUCCUUUAAUUAAUGUGGGUUUGUUAUUGUAUUAAUUAAAUUAUUAUUAUUAUUAUUAUUGUGUAUACAUUUGUGUAAUGUAGAACUCAUUAGAAAUUUUGUCCUAGUUUAAAACUUGAUGUUCCAAUUUUAUAUGAUAAUAAGUUUAUAUAAUUAGUUUUAUUUUUAAAUAAAUUUAACUAUAAUCUUUAAUUUAAGUUUAAAAUUAACAUUAAAAAUUUGUACAAGUGAAUUUUUUUUUCUUUACAUUUUUAUAUUCAUAUAUAUUUUUUUUUUUUUACAAAAUUUAUUAAUAGUUAAAUAAAUUAUACGAAAGGUGCUCGCUGGUCAGUCUGUUAUCCUUGUUUAUAUAUCACUGUUUAUAAUGUUCUUUUUUUUUUAUCUAUCUAUAUAUAAUCUAGAAUAACUGGUCACAGGCUACCACAGCAACUAUAGUUUGAACUAUUAUUUUAUAAAUGAAUAGCUAGCAUACUAAGUAUUACUUAAGGAUAUAAGUGCUGCACUGAAAAUGAUCAAAUUUCACUUUUUAAAAUCCUAACAUAUUAUCACUAUAAUUAUGAUAACAUUUUUAUCACUGUUAAUAUUGGUUCAACAACUUUGUAAUCAUGUAAUGCAUUAAGUUAAGACUACACAUUUUAUAUUAUUAAUUGUUAAGAUGAACUCAAUUUGUUGAGAUUUAAACUAUUAUUAUAAUAUUAAGUGUAAUAUAAUGAAUGAUGUAUAAAUAGUAAUAAGUAAACAUUCCAAUGUAAAGAACACUGGAUCUAACUCAAAUUUUGAGCUUAAUUAUGAAAAAUUAAAAAAAAAACACACAAAUAACUAAUGUAGAUAUUGUCAAAAAAAUUCAUUUUAACUAAAAAAUAAUGACUUCGAUUAAAGUAUUAGAUUUUUUUUAUUUCUAAAUAAUUUGUUUAAUGUUCGUAUCAUUUUCUAAUAACAAUUUAUAAAUAAUGGUUUUUGUUUUGAAAUUUAUUAAUUCUUCAUAUAAAAAAAAAUAUGUCUAUUAAACAAGUUAUAGAUUUAAUAUUUUUAAUCUCUACAAUUGAAACUUAUAUUAUUAGUAUAUAAUUUAGUGCCUGUUUUUCAACAAAUUUUUUAUAAAUUUUUUUUUAUUAUAAACAAUCAAAACAAUUUUUAUGACCUCCAAAACAGGGCUUUAGUUUUUUAAAUUUUUAAACAUUUUAAUAAGACUGUGUUAUAAAAAAGUUUCAAAAAAAAUUAUUUUCAAUUGCAAUUUGUUCUGAAAGAUUUUUGACAUAUAUAAUUUAUAAAGACUUAAUUAAACUAUCCAAAACAUAUUAUGUAUUGGUUAUCUAAAAUCACAUCAUCUCGUCAUCUUAUAGUAUUUAUAUCUAAGCUAGUUGAAUCCAAUUUUUCAAUGUAAAAAAAAAUUUCUAGUCAUUAUACCAAUUACUUUUGUUUUAAAUGUAUAUUUUUUUUGGGUUAAUUAUGAACUACUGCAUUGUAUAACUUAAAUAAUUAAUUUUAAAUGUUGUAUUGUGUAGUAUCUAAGAUAAUAUUAAUGUAGGAUAUGUAAGUGAAUAAAAUGAUUAGUGUAUUAUUUAAGUACAUAAAAAUUUGUGAAAUGGCAUUAGAGAAAAUUAUGCAUGAAAGGAAGGGCAAUUUUAAAUUGUGUUUAAAAUGUAAAACACUGUAAUAACAAUAAAAUACUGAAAAUAAAUAAUUACAAUAACAAAAAUUA